Messenger RNA from Trichoderma reesei QM6a, 1689 nucleotides. RefSeq lists its product as uncharacterized. NCBI's taxonomy places the organism in Eukaryota, Fungi, Ascomycota, Sordariomycetes, Hypocreales, Hypocreaceae. The record is from RefSeq and is a predicted model, not a curated record. The transcript is spliced from 3 exons. Bases 1 to 1689 code for a protein of 562 amino acids.
AUGGCCGUUCCGCGAUCGAAUGGCGCAUCGCCAGCGGGGGACAUUAGCUAUGCCUACAUGUUCGAGGCAGACAAGAGCCCGACGAUGCAGUUCGAUGCGCUGCUGAGAGCGAUGGCGCGCUUUAUCGUCACUGAGCUCGGCGAUAGGAAUGAUGCCCAUCUCAACCCCAAGAAGCUCGCUGCGUUCUACAAGGCCGUGGGCGGCGAUUACGAUUCACUCUUCCUGGAGACGCCGCACUCAGCCAUCUCCUACAUCUGGCAAGUGACGGGCUGCCAGCACAGUCUACAGCCCACCGAUAACGACUUCGCACCGCCUUCUAUCCCAACCCUGACCCCUCGAGGCUUCUCGCGAUGGGAAUCCAUAGAGAUCCUUCUCGAGCCCGAAAUGCAUGUCCCCUUCAUUCAGUAUGCCGUGAAGCACUGGGCCCUGAGGCAUCCCGAGACGGGCCAGGCUUUCCCGCCCGACCUACCCGCCAGCGUCUUCCCCUCGGAGCCAGAUCCCAUGGUCGAUCGUUGGCAUAAACAAUGCGCCGAGAAAAUGCGCGAUGAAGCCUCCAGGGAAGAGGAGGGAGCCAGCAUACCCAGCUCCGGCUCUGCGCCCCGACCCCCGCCGUUUGCUGAACCUGCCGCGCCCAGGUUUGCCUACGUCCAUACCGCGGAUCCCUUCCGCUCGACUUCGCCGCGGGCGAGGGCUGCUGAUCCAAACCAGUACGAAAGGUUCACUUAUGUCCGUGUAGGCGAAAGCCAUGGGGCUAAUUUCGGCCAAAGGCCUUCGAUGCGUUCGCCCGAACGCUCUCGCCGCCAGAGACCCGCCGACGACGCUGGGAGACGUCGAAGCUUUUCCGACUACGCUUCCACACGCCAGCCACACAGAGACUCCAUCCGCCAUAGUUAUUCUGGCACCUAUCUCAACCCUGACUCUACUCGAACAACGCCCAGCCGACCCAGCCAGCAUCGUCGACAUAGCCACUUCCAGCGGUACUCGUCCGAUUCGUCUGGCGAUGAAUCUGUGGAUGAGUCCAUGCAUACGAGAGCCAGGCGGCGACAUCGCACCGGCUCGCCAACUACCCCCGGGGUUCGUCGCGUCGUCCCGCCGUCGUCAUCGGGCCCUCCACCGCCGUCGGCAGGCUCCAGCGUUCCUUCUUUCCGGACCCAUCGCAGCGACAGUCGGGCUGAAGAAGCAAGGAGAAGAGGUAGCCCCUUUGGGGGGUUCAGGGAGAAGCUCUCAGAGACCGUCUCCAACAUUAUCCCAGGCAGCCGCAACAGCUCAAGGGGACACAGCUCCGCCAACGACCCGAUCCGUGUGCGCAGGAGCCGCGAACACAUCCCCCCUUCACGGCUGAAUCAAAACCACUCGGAUCUUGCCUCGGACGGGCUGUCUGAAGGAUCGAGCGAAGAGGAGCGCCGCCGCCGCCACCGACUGCAUCAAGAGCGGGACCGCUACCGCGCCGACGAGGCUGACUCGGGCGGGCGCAGGGAGCGGCAACAGCAUCCGCGCCGGCCAGAGUCUCAGCGGCGGACUAGCAGUCACGCCGAUGCCGACAGACGACAGGGGCCGGGAUGGGAUGUGCGAGACAGAGAUCGCAUACGGGAGGAGAGGAAGAAGUGGGAUAGGCGAUCUGGGGAAGACGACCUGGGAGGCUCUGGAGCCAUGCCCAACCGGCGAUACCAGGAGUCUGCGUAUACUUGA